Engraulis encrasicolus (European anchovy) is the source of this 2195-nucleotide messenger RNA. It is a transcript of the gene nop56, whose product is annotated as NOP56 ribonucleoprotein homolog. Gene Ontology annotation, molecular function: snoRNA binding. Gene Ontology annotation, cellular component: box C/D methylation guide snoRNP complex; small-subunit processome. NCBI's taxonomy places the organism in Eukaryota, Metazoa, Chordata, Actinopteri, Clupeiformes, Engraulidae. The record is from RefSeq and is a predicted model, not a curated record. The transcript has 12 exons. The coding region runs from base 87 to 1901 and encodes 604 amino acids.
GCCGCGUGUGCUCAUGUAGAAGUCUUUCCUGUAGAAGCCAUCGCCUGGCGAACACACGUUGGUGUGUCGCACAAGAUUUUCUGACAAUGGUGCUGUUGCACGUGUUAUUCGAGCAUGCGGCGGGCUAUGCGCUGUUUGCAGUGAAAGAAGUUGAAGAGAUUGGAAUGUUACUCCCUCAGGUGGAGGACAGUGUUCUGAACAUUGGCAAAUUCAACAAUGUAGUGAAACUUGCUGCGUUCUUCCCUUUCAAGUCUGCUCAGGCAGCGUUGGAGAACAUCAAUGCAAUCUCUGAAGGAGUCGUACAUGCAGACCUGAAACUCUUCCUGGAGACGAACCUGCCCUCUGGUGGCAAGAGCAAGCCAGUGCUGGGUGUGUCUGACGCGAAAAUUGGUGCAGCGCUCCAAGAGGAGCUGCAGCUGUCCCUUCAGACUGGCGGGGUGGUGGCGGAGAUCAUCAGAGGUGUGCGUCUGCACUUCCACGCGCUGGUGCGUGGCUUGACUGCUCAGGCGGCCUCCAAGGCACAGCUGGGUCUGGGCCACAGCUACUCGCGAGCCAAGGUCAAGUUCAACGUAAACAGAGCCGACAACAUGAUCAUCCAAUCCAUUGCUCUACUGGACCAACUGGACAAGGACAUCAAUACAUUCUCCAUGCGUGUGCGUGAGUGGUACGGUUACCACUUCCCAGAGCUGAUCAAGAUUGUGGCCGACAACUCGACUUACUGCCGUGUGGCCAAGCUGAUCGGCAACCGUAAGGAGCUGAGCGAGGAGAACUUGGAGGCCCUGGAGGAGGUGGUGAUGGACAGUGGCAAGGCACAGGCCAUCCUAGAUGCCUCCCGCAGCUCCAUGGGUAUGGACAUCUCCCCGAUCGAUCUGAUCAACAUUGAGAGUUUCUCCAGUCGGGUGGUGUCCUUGACUGCUUACAGACAGGAGCUUCAGGAAUACCUGCGCUCCAAAAUGGGUCAGGUGGCACCCAACCUGGCAGCCCUCAUCGGCGAUGUGGUCGGUGCACGUCUCAUCUCCCACGCUGGCAGUCUGACGAACCUGGCCAAGUACCCGGCGUCGACGGUGCAGAUUCUGGGCGCGGAGAAGGCCCUGUUCAGAGCCCUGAAGACGAGGGGAAAUACGCCCAAAUAUGGUCUGAUCUUCCACUCUACCUUCAUUGGACGGGCUGCUGCCAAGAACAAGGGUCGCAUCUCCCGUUACCUUGCCAACAAGUGUACCAUCGCCUCCAGAAUUGACUGCUUCUCUGAGGUGCCCACAAGCGUGUUUGGAGAUAAGCUGAGGGACCAGGUGGAAGAGAGGCUGACCUUUUAUGAGACUGGCGAAGCACCACGCAAAAAUCUGGAUGUCAUGAAGGAAGCAGUGGUCGAGGCUGGAGAAGUGGCUGCUGAGAUCAAGAAGAAGAUGGAGAAGAAAGAGAAGAAGCGUCUGAAGAAGAAAAGGAAGCUGGAGGCCCUCUCCACAGCAGAGGGAGACGAGGAGGAGGAAGAGGUGGCCACCAAGAAGCUCAAGACCAAUGGAGACACCUCACAGGAGAAUGGAGACGUUGAGGCUGAAGUGACGAGUGCCAAGAAGAAGAAAAAGAAGAAGCAACAGGCAGAGGAGGAGGAAGAGGCGAUGGAGGUGAAGGAAGAGGUCAAGGAGGAGGCUGCCGACAACGGAGUGGAGACGACAACUCCGAAAAAGAAGAAAAAAAAGAAGCAGCAAGAGGAGGAGGAAGCUGCUGCGGAGGUGAAAGGGGAGGAUGAGGGAGCAGUCUCUGAAAAUGGAGCCACUCCCAAGAAAAAGAAGAAAAAGGUGAAAGUGGAAGCAGAGGAAGAGACUGCAGCAGAGCCCGUUGUAGAACCAGUAUCCGAAAAGAAGAAAAAGAAAAAGGUUAAGAAAGAAACUGAGGAGGCAUAGAUAUGAGUCUCCCCCACAUGAAAAGACUUUGUUUUUGUAGUAUUGUACAGCUUUGAUUUUUGUUUUACAUGCACAUGAGUGUCCUUGCAGUUAAGCAAGGUGGAAACUUGUUAGAUGGUCGACGCCAAGAUGUAUCUGCUAAGCUUUUUUUAUUAUGUAUAUACAAUUCAUGAUUUCAGUUUAAUUUUCCAGCUUUGUGCCUUUUGGGUAAAAAGAUAUUUGGUCACCAGUGUGUUUUGCAUCAAGUGUGUCCUCUGUAAAUGUGUCAAAUUAAACAAUCAGGAACCUUCAUCU